AUGCUGUUGUCCGCCUGGCGGGUGCUGCUCGGCUUGCUUCUGCCCACACUUCUGGCACAGGGAGAAGCUUGGCAGAGGGGAGCCGCCCAGGCCCGGAGCAGCCCCAAGCCUGCCCUGCUCAGGCUGUCUGAUCACCUCCUGGCCAACUACAAGAAGGGCGUGCGGCCGGUGCGGGACUGGAGGACGCCCACCAUGGUGUCCAUCGACGUCAUCAUCUACGCCAUCCUCAGUGUGGAUGAAAAGAAUCAGGUACUGACCACUUACAUCUGGUACCGGCAGUACUGGAAUGAUGAGUUUCUCCAGUGGAACCCAGAGGACUUUGACAACAUAACAAAAUUGUCCAUCCCCACUGACAGCAUCUGGGUCCCUGACAUCCUCAUCAACGAGUUUGUGGAUGUGGGGAAGUCUCCAAACAUCCCGUACGUGUACGUGCGGCACCAUGGCGAGGUCCAGAACUACAAGCCCCUCCAGGUGGUGACAGCCUGCAGCCUCGACAUCUACAACUUCCCCUUUGAUGUGCAGAACUGCUCGCUGACCUUCACCAGCUGGCUGCACACCAUCCAAGACAUCAACAUCUCGCUGUGGCGCUUGCCAGAGAAGGUGAAGGUAGACAAGAGUGUCUUCAUGAACCAGGGCGAGUGGGAGCUUCUGGGGGUGCUGACGCAGUUUCGGGAGUUCAGCAUAGAAAGCAACGACUGCUACGCAGAGAUGAAGUUCUACGUGGUGAUCCGCCGGCGGCCCCUGUUCUAUGCGGUCAACUUGCUGCUGCCCAGCAUCUUCCUCAUGGUCAUGGACAUCGUGGGCUUCUACCUGCCGCCCGACAGUGGCGAGAGGGUCUCCUUCAAGAUCACGCUCCUCCUGGGCUACUCGGUCUUCCUGAUCAUAGUGUCCGACACGCUGCCCGCCACUGCCAUCGGCACGCCCCUCAUUGGCGUCUACUUUGUCGUGUGCAUGGCUCUGCUCGUGAUCAGCCUGGCCGAGACCAUCCUCAUCGUGCGCCUGGUGCACAAGCAAGACCUGCAGCAGCCCGUGCCCGGCUGGCUGCGGCACCUCGUUCUCGAGAGAAUCGCUGUGCUGCUUUGCCUGGGGGAGCAGUCAAAUUCCCACAGGCCCUCAGCCACCUCCCCAGCCACCAAGGCUGAGGACUGCUCAGCCAUGGGAAACCACUGCAACCACCUGGGAGGAGCCCGCGACUUGGAGAAGACCCCGAGGGGCAGGGGCAGCCCCCCACCGCCGCCGCGGGACGCCUCGCUGGCCGUGCGCGGGCUGCUGCAGGAGCUGUCGGCCAUCCGGCGCUUCCUGGAGAAGUGCGACGAGAGCCGGCAGGUGGCCCGGGACUGGCUGCGCGUGGGCUCCGUGCUGGACAGGCUGCUCUUCCGCAUCUACCUGCUGGCGGUGCUGGCCUACACCGCCACCCUGGUCACGCUCUGGUCCAUCUGGCAGUACUCUUGA
Molecule: messenger RNA, 1452 nt
Organism: Choloepus didactylus (southern two-toed sloth)
Lineage: Eukaryota; Metazoa; Chordata; Mammalia; Pilosa; Megalonychidae
Gene: HTR3A
Product: 5-hydroxytryptamine receptor 3A
Exons: 9
Coding region: 1-1452 (483 amino acids)
Biological process (GO): chemical synaptic transmission; nervous system process; monoatomic ion transmembrane transport
Cellular component (GO): neuron projection; synapse; postsynaptic membrane
Molecular function (GO): neurotransmitter receptor activity; transmembrane signaling receptor activity; extracellular ligand-gated monoatomic ion channel activity
Source: RefSeq, a predicted model, not a curated record